AUUACAGCACGCCACUUGGGCGAAACAUCUCACCGCCUCAGUUCCUGUCACCGCGCUCAUUUCACCGAGACUCCAUCCCUUCAGUGGACACGGUAGCGGAUCCUCGGAUCGCCUCUCUCGCCGGCGCUUCGAUCUGCCCGCCCUCGAGCCCGCCACCCUGGGAUGGCGGCGGAAAGCUGAGCCAUGGGCUGCGUCCAAGCCAAGGAGGCCUCCACUCCCCCCUCCCCGGCCUCCCUCAGCCGCCGCCGCAGCCGCAGCCGCGGUCGGGAGAAGGAGAAACCUGCCGCGACUGCCCCCCUUGCCUCCGGUCGCAAGUCGCAAGCCUCCCUCCCUAGGGUCGAGACCUCCAUCGAUGCGCCUGACGCUGUCGCCCGGCAGGAGGAGAAGGAGCAGGUAGAGCGGCCGGCUGGGGAGCGGCAGUCAAGGAGGCGUCGAUCGAGGCCGGACCCUAGGCUGAGCAACCCCUCGGGGCAUCUUCAUGGCGAGCAGGUCGCCGCCGGCUGGCCCCCCUGGCUUGCCCACGCCGCCGGGGAGGCCCUCCAGGGAUGGACGCCCCGCCGGGCUGAUUCCUUUGAAAAGAUCGACAAGAUUGGGCAAGGAACAUACAGUAAUGUUUACAAGGCUAGGGACACAUUGACGGGAAAAAUAGUGGCCUUGAAGAAGGUCCGGUUCGAUAUUAUGGAGCCGGAGAGCGUAAAAUUUAUGGCGAGAGAGAUCCUUAUAUUGAGGCAUUUGGAUCAUCCCAAUGUCGUGAAGCUGGAGGGCUUGGUCACUUCCAGGUUGUCUUGUAGUUUAUAUUUGGUCUUUGAGUACAUGGAGCAUGAUCUCGCUGGUCUUAUAUCCAGUCCGACCAUCAAGUUCACAGUACCUCAGGUGAAGUGCUAUAUGCAUCAGCUAUUGUCUGGAUUGGAGCAUUGUCACAACAAUGGUGUGCUGCACCGUGACAUUAAGGGCUCAAAUCUUCUACUCGACAAUGAGGGGUUACUCAAGAUUGCGGACUUUGGUUUGGCUACUUUCUUUGAUCCUAAUCGCAAGCAUCCUAUGACAAGCAGGGUAGUCACUCUUUGGUACCGCCCUCCUGAGCUGCUCCUUGGAGCCACUGAUUAUGCUGUUGGCGUAGACAUAUGGAGUGCUGGAUGUAUAUUAGCAGAAUUGCUGGCAGGAAAGCCUAUUAUGCCUGGGAGGACUGAGGUUGAACAGUUGCAUAAAAUUUUCAAACUAUGUGGCUCUCCUUCAGAAGACUAUUGGAAGAAGUCAAAACUACCACAUGCUACAAUAUUUAAACCCCAACAACCUUAUAAAUGCUGCAUUAGAGAAUCAUUUAAAGAUUUCCCUCAAUCAGCUUUGCUGUUGGUUGAAACUCUUCUUGCAAUAGAUCCAGCUGAACGUCAAACUGCUACGGCUGCUUUAAAUAGUGAGUUUUUUAAUACAGAACCGUAUGCUUGUGAUCCUUCGAGCCUUCCAAAAUAUCCUCCAAGCAAGGAGAUGGAUGCUAAAAUGAGAGAUGAAGAAGCCAGAAGGUUGAGGGCUGCUGGUGGAAAGGCCCAAGCCAAUGGAUCACAAAAGAUACGCACACGUGAUCGAGCUCCUAGAGCAGUUCCUGCUCCAGAAGCUAAUGCUGAACUCCAAGCAAAUAUUGAUAAAAUGCGUCUUCUUACUCAUGCAAAUGCAAAGAGCAAGAGCGAAAAAUUCCCUCCUCCGCACCAGGAUGGCGCUCUUGGAUAUCAAUUGGACCCUUCCCAUAAUGUGGAUGCUUCGUUUGAUAAUUCAGAUGCUUCAUUCAGCACAAUAUUUCCCUACCAAAAGGGACCAUCAACUGCAUGGUCAGGACCGUUAGGCGAUCCUGCUGCUGGAGGCCUACUAAAGAGAAAGAAGCACCUGGCUACGAGUGUGCACAACUCCGUUCAAUCAAAACAGUUUGAUACAGUUCAUUCUACCAGGGAUGAUCACAAAGAUAAGGGAAGGGUGCGAGUCCUAUAAAUUACUAGCCAAUUCAAAUUGCAUUUGCCUCACUAUAUCAGCAUUUGUUGAGGACUUGUGAGAAUCUACCACCAUAGUAGCCCUUUUUUGUUUUAUCAAUUUCUGUUAUGAAUAUAGAAUUUUCAUAGUUAGCCUGUUAUAGUGUUUGAGAAGAAGCAUCAUUACAGUAUAUCUAUGUUUUUUGCCCUGUCCCAAUUAUGCGAGAACUAGAUGCCAAGUUUGAUGGUUA
This is a messenger RNA of Zingiber officinale, 2209 nucleotides long. Its product is annotated as probable serine/threonine-protein kinase At1g54610. Gene Ontology annotation, molecular function: cyclin-dependent protein serine/threonine kinase activity; RNA polymerase II CTD heptapeptide repeat kinase activity; ATP binding. Bases 184 to 1980 code for a protein of 598 amino acids. Gene Ontology annotation, biological process: protein phosphorylation; positive regulation of transcription elongation by RNA polymerase II. The record is from RefSeq and is a predicted model, not a curated record. The transcript has 7 exons. Gene Ontology annotation, cellular component: nucleus; cyclin-dependent protein kinase holoenzyme complex. NCBI's taxonomy places the organism in Eukaryota, Viridiplantae, Streptophyta, Magnoliopsida, Zingiberales, Zingiberaceae.